This is a messenger RNA of Limulus polyphemus (Atlantic horseshoe crab), 3218 nucleotides long. Its product is annotated as actin-related protein 2/3 complex subunit 1A-like. The record is from RefSeq and is a predicted model, not a curated record. Bases 322 to 1437 code for a protein of 371 amino acids. Gene Ontology annotation, cellular component: Arp2/3 protein complex; actin cytoskeleton. The transcript is spliced from 13 exons. Gene Ontology annotation, biological process: Arp2/3 complex-mediated actin nucleation. Lineage: Eukaryota; Metazoa; Arthropoda; Merostomata; Xiphosura; Limulidae. Gene Ontology annotation, molecular function: actin filament binding.
AUAUAAAUCGGUGGAAGAGAGGCUGUUUUUCGUAUCACACUGGUACUUCCGGUUGGCGAUGGUUGCUGACAGAAUUUACAAAUAAGACUGUAAUUUAUUUAGGAAAGUGAAAAUUAUCCUUUACAAUUCGAAAAGCAAUAAUUUGAAGCCCAGCAGCAGAAGGAUGAGUUGAUAUUCCAGCAAUCUCAGUGACAUCAUUUUGGCUCCUAAAGGUUAUGUUAGCGUUGGCCAACUGAUUCUUGGUAUCACAACAUUAUUUCUGAAGAAUUGUAUUCUGCAUAUUAAAGCAUCAUUAGCACUUGCUAUUGGUCACAAGCCCUGAUGAUGGAAAUUCACAGUUUUAGUGUAGAGCCUAUAACCUGUCAUGCAUGGAACAAGGACAGAACUCAGUUAGCACUAUCCCCUAACAACAACGAAGUACACAUUUUUGAAAGAGACGGAAGCAAGUGGUUACUAAAAGAUGUGUUGACACAACACGAUCUUCGAAUAACCAGCAUUGACUGGGCACCCAACACGAACCGCAUUGUCACAUGUUCAGCCGAUAGAAAUGCUUAUGUUUGGACACAAGUUGAUGGAAAAUGGAAACCAACCUUAGUACUUCUAAGAAUCAAUAGAGCUGCCACCUGUGUACGGUGGUCUCCACUAGAAAAUAAGUUUGCAGUAGGCAGCGGAGCUCGGCUGAUAUCCGUGUGUUAUUUUGAGGAAGACAAUGAUUGGUGGGUGAGCAAGCACAUCAAGAAGCCAAUUAGAUCAACGGUCACAAGUAUUGACUGGCACCCAAAUAAUAUUUUAUUAGCUUGUGGAUCAACAGACUUUAAAGCUAGAAUUUUUUCAGCAUAUAUUAAAGAAAUAGAAAAGAAACCAGAACCAACUCCUUGGGGAGCUAAAAUGCCGCUUGGUAAUAUGAUGGCAGAAUUUUCAAGUGGGGGAAGUGGCUGGGUUCAUAGUGUUAGUUUUUCAGCUGAUGGGAACAGGCUGGCAUGGGUGGGCCACAAUAGCAGUAUCUCGGUAGUUGAUGCAACAAGGGAACUAGGGUUUUCCUCUAUAAAGACGCAGUUCCUUCCAUACCUGACAUGUUUGUGGGCUUCACCGACUACAAUUUUAGCUGCUGGCUAUGACUGUUGUCCUAUGCUGUUUCGAUGUGACAGUGAAAUUCAGUUGAGAUUUGUUGACAAAUUGGACAAGUCUCAAAAGCAGGAAGUAGAUGGAUUUAGCGCCAUGAGAAAGUUCCGAAACAUGGACAUGCGUGGUGUAAACGAUAACAUCAGUGACACUAUUUUAGAUAGUGUACAUCAAAAUGCAGUGACACAUAUAACUAUCUAUUCUGGAAACAAAACGGGAAUUACAAAGUUCUGCACAACCGGUGUGGACGGUAAAAUGGUCAUUUGGGACAUGAAGGCUUUAGAGACUGCAUUUGCUGGCCUAAGGAUCGUGUGAAACGGGAAAUUAGAAGGUGCUCCUUAUCCGGGGUUAAGGUUUUUUUUCCCCCAAAACCUUGACCUUCCAGUGGUGUUACUUCCUGGAAGUUGAUACAGAUUUAUUGUAUAUUUAAAUACAUGAUGGGUUGAUACAGACAACUUAGAUGCAAAUGAUUAAACCCAUAAAGAAUGGUUCUCAAUCAGGCAACAAAAAAAAAGAGAGAAUGAAAAUAAUAAGUUUGUGUAAUUUAAAAAGAACUAUAAAAUAUAUACAACUGAUAUCAGUGUAUCGGUAUGAAUAGAAUGUAAUACAUUUUCAAGACUGUAUUGUACAAUUAUAAAAACUGAUUAGCUGGGCAGGCUUCCAUUUUCCACUUGUUCCUUAAGGUUUGGAUCAUGAUUAUGUGUAUGUAUUGCUAUUCAAUGAAUUGGUGUUGUGUGGUUACUCAUUCACUUGUGCCUUUGCAGUGGUUUAGCCCUCAAUUCUUUAUGUCUGGUAAAAUGGAACAUUCACUUUGUGCCAAUUGCGAGCGUGGCUGUCCUCGUAAAGCGGAUGAUUAAAAAUAAAAACGAAAACAGAGGGCUUAUAGAAUAGUUGGGAAAAGGUGCUAUCAGUUGCUGUUAUGUAUAGGUACUUGUUUUUCAUAUGGAAGUUUUGAAUUUAAAAACAAAAUAUCUAGUUAAUGUUUGUUGAUCUGUGGAAAUAAAUGAGAAACUGGUAAUUAUCUUUUAGUAAUCUAAAACUACAAAAAAAAUUAAUAACUGAAAGUGUAUUUCUGUAAAAAAAAUUCAUAUUUUUUUUAUGUUGAAAUGUGUAGGAUUUAUUUUUAAUGUUUUUAAUUUGUUUGUGAAAAGCAAAAAAAAAAGAAUUAAUAGUAUUACUACAUUUUUAUUAGGAUAUCCAGCUGGUGGGCUUAAUACUGUUGGUGCUUAUUAGGGAGAGAGAGUAGUAAUAAAACUACAGAUUUCAAUAAUUACUAGAAAAGUUUCUUCAAAUGUGAGCUACACCCUAAUGAUUUGGGAAUACGAAAAAUUGCCGUAUUAGUGAUAGACAUUUUAGAUGCAGAGAUAAAAAUGGUAAAGAGAGAGUUGAAAGUUUAAUUAAAUAUGUAAAUUAAAUAAAAUACUACUGAUGAUCAUAAGAAUGUUCACACGAGAACUUGGCGAUAAACAUAACAGAAUUUACAUUGCAUAGGCGUGGCAGCAUUGCGUAUUAGUAGUUUAUUUCAAACAUGUUGCUAGGAAAAUGUUGAACUUAGAAAUGUACAUCUUAACAUUAAGGUUUUUCUACUGUCAUAUUUUUUGUGGAUUUUUAUUUGGAUCACAAGAAAUUAGAACUAACCCUGACUUGCAUACAUGCUCUCUCUCUUCUUCUUCUUCUCUCUCGUUAACCAAAGAGGGGAAUAACACGAGCGGUUACAUAAAAGUUAUUUGUCAUUCUUUCAAAGUUCUUACUCGUAGAAAAUGUUAGUCCUGGAAAACAGACGUUCUCUGAAAGAAAAAUGAUAACAAUACAAUGUCUGCAAUAGAAUAAAGGGGAAUAACACGAGCGGUUACAUAAAAGUUAUUUGUCAUUCUUUCAAAGUUCUUACUCGUAGAAAAUGUCAGUCCUGGAAAACAGACGUUUUCUGAAAGAAAAAUGAUAACAAUACAAUGUCUGCAAUAGAAUAGAGGGGAAUAACACGAGCGGUUACAUAAAAGUUAUUUGUCGUUCUUUCAAAGUUCUUACUCGUAGAAAAUGUUAGUCCUGGAAAACAGACGUUCUCUGAAAGAAAAAUGAUAACAAUACAAUGUCUGCAA